UUUCCGGCAAGAUGGUUGCUCCCUGUCGCUUCCUGCUUGGUGAAUGUCGCAUCAAUUAAUGCGCAACCGAUGCACAGGAAUACGUUUGAGUCACUUUCUGGCUGCUGGGGGACGAAGUGAUAACAGCUGUAGUCGUUUGUCUCAAACUUUUAGAAACGAUGAAACAUGCUAACGAGGACUAGCUCACCAGUUCAUGUGCAAAGUGGACUAAAGAUGGUUGUGGUGUUGUAGCUGCUCAGCAAGAUGCUGGCCAAGUGUUUUAAUCUGCAGAACAGUGAGUUGUGUCUCACGACCUUUCACCCAGUCACACUAACAUGUCCCAGUUAGGCUCGCAAACAUGGAAGAGCUCUAUGUAAACAAAGACAGGUGUUUCACUGCCCCAGAGGUGUGUUCAGGGGCCGUGACUCAGAGCUGGAGGGCCUUCAUCCAACGACAGGUGUUUCUGUGUGACACUGUUCUGGUUCGGGGACAACAGAGGCAUCUCAAGAAGACGGAAAUAAAGUCCCUUCGGAGGAACUGUCUCUCUUAGUCCUGACAUGGCUCACUCACAGAUCCGACUGAAAAUUCUCCCCAGUGUUCGCUGUCUCUUUGACAAACUGGUGCAGGUGAAAGUAGACGGACUUGCUCCUUUCAAACCAGUAGAACUGAGGUCGAAGUUGGUUGACGACAGAGGGAUGAUUUUCAAGGCUUCCGCCUCGUACAAAGCAGAUGAGACCGGCCGGGUGGAUGUUUCCCGCGCACCUUCACUGGGAGGAAGCUACACCGGAGUGGAGCCCAUGGGUCUGUUUUGGGCCAUGUCUCCAGACACUUCGCACAGUAAACUGCUGAAGAAGAAUGUGCUCAGCCCGAUUCUGGUGGAGAUAGCAGCAGUAAGUCAGGAGACUGGUGAGCUGCUGAUCUCUGAAACUGUGGAGCGAGGAUUCAUGACAGAAGGGAUGAGGAGAGUUCCGGUGCAAGAGGGCAGGAUACGAGGAGUCCUCUUCAUUCCUCCAGGAAAGGGUCCUUUCCCUGGAAUAGUGGAUUUGUACACUCUGGGUGGAGGUCUCAGUGAACCCAGAGCAAGCCUCCUGGCAAAUAAAGGCUUUGCCGUUUUGGCACUGGCUUAUUAUGGCUACCAGGAUUUACCGAAAAUGCCCUCAAAGCUGGAUUUGGAAUACUUUGAAGAAGCUGUAACAUUUCUGAAGAACCAGCCAGAGGUCAAAGGUCCUGGGGUCGGCAUCAUCUCCAUCUCUCACAGUGGAGCUUUGGCUUUGUCAAUGUCCUCUUUCCUAAAUGGGAUCACAGCAACCGUCUGUAUUAAUGGCUGCAUUGGAAACACUGCUUUCCCCCUCCAUUAUAAAGACAUUGUGAUACCUCCGCUCCCUGCUGUCACCAAGAAUGUUAAAAUAACUGACUCUGGGCUUUUCUGUAUACACGACUUCAUACCAGGCCCGACCUUGGAGAAGAACCAAGCAUCUUUGAUCCCGAUUGAACGCGCAAGCUGCCACUUCCUGUUCGCUGUCUCUGAAGACGACCAAAACUGGAACAGUGCUUUGUUUGCACAACACGCUGCUGCAACGCUGAGAAAUCAUGGCAAAGAAGAAUCAUGUCAGGUGGUGACUUACCCUAAAGCGGGACACUUUCUGGAGGUCCCUCACAUGCCUUUCUGUCCGUCUGGCUUUCACGCUGUAGUGAGGAACACCGUGGUGUUUGGUGGCGAGCCAAAAGCUCACUCUGAGGCUCAGCUGGACCUGUGGGAACGAGUCCAGGCGUUCUUCAAGAGCCACUUGGACAAGUAGAGCACUUGUUAGCAAGGAGUGUUGAGUCAAGCUUGUCAAGCAUCCCAGAGUGGUCAUCCUUAGCUAUGCUCACCUUGUGUGGAAUUUCUAAUGAAUUUAACAAACAUUGCCAACUCAACGUGGCUUUAACGAAAGUUAAAUGGGUAUUUUUGGUUUUCUGUUUAAUUAUUACACUAACACAUCUAAAUAGAUCACAGCCGUCACGAUUGUGCUCUUCCGAAAAUAACAUAACACACUUUGUGCUGUUGUGGGAAAAAGAAACUGUUGUCGAGACCAUAACUAUUUGGACGGUGACACAAUUUUCAUCAUUCUGCCUCAGUACACUAAUCAAAUGGUUUUUAAAUGAAGCCAUGAAGAUGUUGUAGAAGUGUAGAUUGUU
Molecule: messenger RNA, 2157 nt
Organism: Paralichthys olivaceus (Japanese flounder)
Lineage: Eukaryota; Metazoa; Chordata; Actinopteri; Pleuronectiformes; Paralichthyidae
Gene: acot20
Product: acyl-CoA thioesterase 20
Biological process (GO): fatty acid metabolic process; acyl-CoA metabolic process
Molecular function (GO): fatty acyl-CoA hydrolase activity
Source: RefSeq, a predicted model, not a curated record